Molecule: messenger RNA, 2509 nt
Organism: Zalophus californianus (California sea lion)
Lineage: Eukaryota; Metazoa; Chordata; Mammalia; Carnivora; Otariidae
Gene: ABHD6
Product: abhydrolase domain containing 6, acylglycerol lipase
Exons: 11
Coding region: 477-1565 (362 amino acids)
Molecular function (GO): catalytic activity
Source: RefSeq, a predicted model, not a curated record
UUGGCGCUGCGCGAAUGCAGUAAGUGUUGGCCCUCUGGCCUGGGCUCUUGGAUGCUUGGAGACAGGUUGCCGAGGUCUGGGUGUGCGAGGCGCUAAUCUGCCCCUCCGGGUUUAACGCUGUGAGCGGCGGAGCCGAGGAGCUGAGGGUUCUCGUGCGGGAUCAGCGGUAGACCCGACCAGGCAGCGGCGGAGCAGUGCGACGGACCGGGGCGGGCGGAGCCGGCUUUUCUGUCGGCUGACGCAGGCCGGCGCGCCGCGCCUUUAAGGCGUCCAGCGGAGCCCGGCUCCGGGAACUGAGCGGCGCGGGCACGAGCGCUGCUGCCGGACGCGAGCGGGGCUGGGGCCCGAAGACGGGCGUCCGGAUCCGGUGGCGCGACCCAGGCGCCUGAGAAUCUCAUUUUCAGCUUCUGCCAGAGCCAGUAGCAGUUGGGAAAGAAGGCUGUGUUCUUUGAAGAAAUUUUGAAUUAUACCCUAAGAUGAAGGUACUGGAACUCAGGAUUCCCAGUUUUCCAAAAUCACCCUGCAGGUGUCGGCCAGUCUUAAAGAGCAGGAUGGAUCUUGACGUGGUUAACAUGUUUGUGAUCGCGGGCGGGACACUGGCCAUCCCAAUCCUGGCAUUUGUAGCCUCGUUUCUCCUGUGGCCUUCAGCGCUGAUAAAAAUCUAUUACUGGUACUGGCGGAGAACGUUGGGUAUGCAGGUCCACUACGUUUACCACGAAGACUAUCAGUUCUGUUAUUCCUUCCGGGGCAGGCCUGGGCACAAACCGUCCAUCCUCAUGCUGCAUGGGUUCUCUGCACAUAAGGAUAUGUGGCUCAGCGUGGUCAAGUUCCUUCCAAAGAACCUGCACUUGGUCUGCGUGGACAUGCCAGGACAUGAGGGCACCACCCGAUCCUCCCUGGAUGAUCUGUCCAUAGAUGGGCAAGUAAAGAGGAUACACCAGUUUGUAGAAUGCCUCAAGCUGAACAAAAAACCCUUCCACCUCAUAGGCACCUCCAUGGGUGGCCACGUGGCUGGGGUAUAUGCUGCUUACUACCCAUCAGAUGUCUGCAGUCUUUGUCUUGUGUGCCCUGCUGGCUUGCAGUACUCAACUGAUAAUCAAUUUGUGCAGCGGCUCAAAGAACUGCAGAACUCGGCCACCAUGGAGAAGAUCCCCUUGAUCCCAUCCACCCCAGAAGAGAUGAGUGAAAUGCUCCAGCUCUGCUCCUAUGUCCGCUUCAAGGUGCCCCAGCAGAUCCUGCAAGGCCUUGUUGACGUCCGUAUUCCUCAUAACAACUUCUACAGAAAGCUGUUUUUGGAAAUCGUCAGUGAGAAGUCAAGAUACUCCCUCCAUCAGAACAUGGACAAGAUCAAGGUCCCAACGCAGAUCAUUUGGGGGAAACAAGACCAGGUGCUCGACGUGUCUGGCGCCGACAUGUUGGCCAAGUCAAUCGCCAACUGCCAGGUGGAACUUCUGGAAAACUGUGGGCACUCAGUGGUGAUGGAGAGGCCCAGGAAGACGGCCAAGCUCAUCGUCGACUUCUUAGCUGCUGUGCACAGCACAGGCAACACCAAGAAGCUGGACUGAGACCCCACCUGCAGCCUGCACUCACACACAGCAUCCACCCCCAUCUCCAGAAUCAGACACGGCCACCAUUUCUCAGGGAUCCUGCCCCAGACGUGGUCAGAGUGCCGGCGUCCCUGAGGAGGCCAGUCCCCUGUCCCCGGUCCCGACAGAUCCACAGAGCUUUGGGGGCCACAAGGAAAUCUCCAAGAUAUUUUUCACAAUAUAGAAACUCACAUGAGACAAAAUUAAGAAAACCUAGCCAGAGAUCUACCCAGAAGUCUUCAAGUCGUGUUGCAAAGCGGCUGCCUUGGGACCGUAAUCACCGAGGCCAUUUUCUUUAAAACAUCCUUCACAGACUGAGACUCGAGGUUUUUCUGCUGCUUCGAUGUUCUCCCCUGCAUGGUCAGUGGCUGUUUUAGGAGCAUUAGUCUCCAUCUGCUGAGCCCUUCUUGUUUAUGUCUAGUUUAAGUUUUAUGUAGAGGCCCCUAUGAAUGCAAGUCUGUCAGCUGCAAGACCAGGGAGCAAGAUGCAAACUAUAAACGAUAUUAGCCCGCGAGGAGGGGUGCGGUCCCACAUCUGUGGCCCCCUAGCUGCUGGAGCAGUGGAGAGCACGGGUCGGGGCGCUGAUGGGCCCCUGCACGUCAGCCCUGUCAUGAGGGAGCCCGCAACGGUCGCCGUACGAAGAACAGGGUGGGUUUCCUGGGAAUCAGCGAUUAUUUUUUAAAAUAGGACUAAUGAAGCAAUAAUGUUCUGUAAUCAGACCUGGAUUCCACACACAAGCACCUCGUGGGCAUCUUUUCUAUCUUGCUGCGCUACUGAAGACCCUUGGGUGUAAAAAUACUAGUUUGUUAAUGAAUUCUGUGAAUUCUGUGAACAGUCAUGUGAUUGAAAAUAAGUCUAAACAGCUGUAAAAGUGACCACAAUGACAUGAAAUAAAUUUAAUAAAUCUAGAUCAGCAACAUGCA